AUGAGCGCAGUGUUCACGGAAGACGUGCAUGGAAUCGGCAGUGAUGACGCUGAAGCGGACACCGAGCACCCGGCUUCAGAUCCACAUGCCCAUCUUCUUCUCAAUGGACUCCCGCCGAGCGGGCCACGAUCACACGACAGGAGCCCCGCAUCUGCCAUCUGGGCAUGGAUAAAGGACUUUGUGAUGCCCAGGGGAAAGUUGACGAUGUUUCGAGGCGUGUAUGUGCCGGCAUGCAUCGGCAUCAUCGGCCCGACGCUGUUCCUUCGCAUCUCCUUUGUCAUUGCAGAGGUUGGGCUGUACUACACGCUGGGCAUGGUGGCCAUGAUCCUGGUGCUCGCGCUCAUGACGACAUCCGGUGUGAGUGCCAUUGUCACAAACGGACGCAUGCGGAGUGGGGGCCCAUACUUCCUCAUCAGCCGCACCCUCGGUGCUGAGCUUGGUGGCGCAAUCGGUCUGCUGCUGCUUGUGGAACACGUGAUUGCGAGCGUGUUCUACUUGGCAACGUUUGGGGAAAUCAUCCAACUCUCCAGCAAACCAAUCACGGGUCCCGUUGAAUAUGACUAUGAUGCAAGAUACACAAACAUCACGUCAACGGUGUGUCUUGCGGCGUGCCUCAUCAUGGCUCUUCUUGGACCUCUCGGAUACUCCACCAUCUCCCUCAGCUUCUUCUACAUCAAGAUCAUUGGUCUCUUUGUCGCGUUGCUCAGCUUCUUCAUUCGCAAUCCGCCGCCAUCGCCAACAUCGGACACGCCCCCUUCCAUUUCGGGAUACUUUACCGGCCCCUCCAUCCGCAGCCUGAACUCCAACCUCGACCCGCACGAGCGCGGAGGCGACGAGGCACUCACGGGGAGCGACUUCCGCAACUUCCUGCACAUGUUCAGCGUCGUCUUUGCCGCGUUUUCCGGUCUCCUCUGCGGUGUCUCCCUCACGGGCGAAGUCAGAUCAGCAGGCAAAGCCAUGCCAAAGGGGCUGCUGUUUGCAUCUGCGACCGGCGUCUUCCUCUUCUCCAUCACAUCCAUCAUCGUUGCCGCCAGCAUUUGGCGCCUCUGGAUGCUCCCAGAAGGUGCGCGCGGGGUGAUGCUGCGCGUGUGCGUCAACGAGUGGUUUGUGCUCCUUGGGAUGAUGGCCUGCUGUCUCGGAUCGGCAACUGUGCACCUCCUCUCAGCCAGCAACACCCUCAACUGCAUGGCGUGUGACGGCAUGUUACCGUUCCUCAACGCGUCUCGCUUCCCCUGGAUUGCCCGCCCCUCAAACUUCAUCGCCCGCAGAUGGCACCUCAUUGUCGCAUGGGCGCUGAUGCAAGCGCUCGUGUUCAUCGGGCGACCAGACAGCGUGGCCUGGAUCCUCUCGCUCACAUAUCUCUUCUUCACCGCCAUUGUCAACGCUGCCAUCCUCGUGCUGGUUCUCAUUGGCGCUCCAAACUUCCGCCCCAGGUUCCGCCUGUGGAAUCGCUGGACGGCGCUUGCGGGGAUGGUCAUUCCUCUCGUCACCAUGUUCAGCAUCGACGAAACACUCACGCUCUACUUCAUCGGCGCGUUUUUCCUGUUUGUUGGGCUGUUCACGGCGUUUGCGCCACCAACGGACUUUGGCGAGGUGACGCAAGCCAUCAUCUUCCAGCAGGUCCGCAAGUACCUAAUGCAACUUGGCCGCCGCGAGACGCAACAGCGCGCGCUGUUGUCCGCUCGCUUCUGGCGACCGGCGCCGCUGCUGCUGCAUCUGCAGUCUCCAGAGUUCCAUGAAGCAGACAAUGUCUAUCUUGCCAAGGUUGCCAACGCCAUGAAGAAGGGUGGACUGUUUGUCCUGGCGUCUGUUGUUGUGGACGCGUUUAGCGAAUAUUCCCUUGCCUCUCGCGAUGAUCACCUUCGUGCGUGGAAUUCGUUCAUUGCACAGCUGCAGCUCAAGGCCCUUCCUGUUGUCACCGUCGCCCACUCCAUAUCAGAGGGCCUCCGCCACGUGUUGAUGCUGACGGGCAUGGGACCCGUGCGUCCAAAUCUCGUCAUGCUGCCCUGGCCAACGCCAUCAGCGCCAAUCACACCUGCAGACUGGGUUGCCCUGCAACGGGAUAUCAUGCUGACGCAGUUCAGCCUGGUUGUGUGUCGCAACUUCCGCGCGUUGCACAGCGAGCAGAUGGAAACCUAUCGGCAAUGGAUGCGGCGCUCAAGAAACAGGAGCCUGUCUACUUUUGAAAUGGAUCGUCUCAUGACCGUGGAUGUGCACACCGUUCCACUCACGUUGUGGGAGGGGCAGGCGAUGGACUGGGUGGAGCACGCAAACUCCGUGCGCAUGUGCCUGCAGUUGGCCAGCACGCUUCGCAUGAACACGAAAUGGGCGCGAAACAGCAAAAUGCGCGUUGUCGUUGUUGUCAACAGCCGUGAACAUAAGAUGCGUGAGGCUGAGCGCUGGCGGCACUACUUGCAGCACAUCAGAAUGGAUGCCAAAAUGUGUGUGAUCGGCUUGGACGAACUUCAACAAGGGCAACAACAAACCACCACCAUCACCACCAGCAGUAGCAACAGCAACAACAGCAACAGCAGCGUUGCUCGCAGCGUCCUCUCCUCUUCUCGUCACCCAUCCACGACCAGCACUGCCGCCGCCAGUACGCCAAGUUCCAACCCAUCCCACACGUUUGAAUCGUCACAGCAACACCAACAACAACAACAACAACAACAACAACAACAACAACAACAACAACAACAACAACAACAACAACAACAACAACAACAACAACAACACCAACAACAACAACAACGCCGUCGUCGUGAUCGUGGCUGGCAUGCCGCGUUUGUGCAUUCAGACCCGCUCGUGUACCCUGCAGUGAACAGCCGCUCCCCAUUCUUCGCCUCCUGGUCCCUCUCGCAACGCCUACAGGCUGUUCAACGUUUGUUGUCGCAGACCACGACCGCGACUGCACUCACACUCAUGCCACUUUCCCGUCCACCGUUUGAUGAAGAACACCCGCUGGAAUACUUUACCAACAUGUCCAACUGCACUGAGGGCGCGCCAAGCUUGAUGCUGGUCCACGCAAAGUCAAACGUCAUCCACACAGACUUAUGAUUUGACGCCCUUGUUAUCCUUAUGCUGUGUUGUUGUUAUGUUGUUCAUUGAAACACUCACUCUGGCCAUAGGACCAUGGCACUGUUCCCGAAAUCGCUUUGUUAUCCGCUCGCUCGCCCUCCCUCGCUGUUACUCCUUGCUCGCCUUCCUUUGACUACGCUACAUUGCCACACUGUCAGGCAUGACGUGCCAUGAGGCAUAAACGUCACACAACACA
Messenger RNA from Salpingoeca rosetta, 3271 nucleotides. RefSeq lists its product as uncharacterized. The record is from RefSeq and is a predicted model, not a curated record. NCBI's taxonomy places the organism in Eukaryota, Choanoflagellata, Craspedida, Salpingoecidae. Gene Ontology annotation, molecular function: potassium:chloride symporter activity. Bases 1 to 3054 code for a protein of 1017 amino acids. Gene Ontology annotation, biological process: cell volume homeostasis; potassium ion homeostasis; chloride transmembrane transport. The transcript has 23 exons. Gene Ontology annotation, cellular component: membrane.